Molecule: messenger RNA, 2357 nt
Organism: Chenopodium quinoa (quinoa)
Lineage: Eukaryota; Viridiplantae; Streptophyta; Magnoliopsida; Caryophyllales; Amaranthaceae
Exons: 2
Coding region: 138-809 (223 amino acids)
Source: RefSeq, a predicted model, not a curated record
GGUCCUAUCAUUUUUGUCAUUUAUUACCAGAAAUUAAAGUGAAAAAUGUGUUUAUGACAAAUAAUAAAAGAGAGCUAGGAUGAUAAGACGCAACUGUUUGUUGAUAGCACUCUAAAAUAAGAGAUAGAUAGCCAAGAAUGAUGAAUUGUAUUCUGAAGAAGAAGAUGAAGAAGAUGAAGAAGAUGAUUAUGAUGAUGGUUCUCAGCUUGUUCUUAACAAAUGCGACUAGUAACAGAAUUACAAACGAAGACCCAAAACCAAAGGCAUGGCCUGAGCAAUUCCACUCACUGUUAGUGAUGAACGUCACAAAGACGAAUCACUUGCAGGUGACAGAUUUAUGGUAUGAUUGGCCAAAUGGUCGUAACGUGAAUCUUAUACAAAAACAGUUGGGAAAGCUUUUGUACGAUGUAGAAUGGAAUAAUGGCACUUCUUACUAUUAUACACUUGAUGCUACUGCUGAAUGCCGGACAAUGCUUUUCAAAGUGGGAAUUUUGAGACCAAAUUGGCUAGAAGGCGCUACCUAUUUGGGUCAGCAACAUAUGGAUGGAUUUCUUUGUAAUGUUUGGGAGAAAGUGGACUUCAUUUGGUACUAUGAGGAUGUUGUAACGCGUAGACCUGUUUACUGGCUCUUCUAUGAUGGUAUAGCCACUCAUGUGAUGACCUUUGAAGAGGGUGCUGUGCUGGAGGAUAUCCGGUUGCAGGCCCCGGUUUACUGCUUUAACAAGGAGGAGGAGCAGCAGCAGCAGCAGCAAAUUGCUGAAUACCCACAUCGGUUUCUUAGAGAUACAAUGCCACUGGCCUUUACAUGAUCCUUUUUCUGUUUCUGUUUCUGUUUUUAUUUUUAAAAAAAAUUCAUGCUUCUGCUACUGUUUUUUGUGCCUUUUCUUUAGUUUUCCCUUGGGUUCAUUUGUGGACUUUGCUUUUGGUGUCAAUGGUGUUAUAUAAACAAGAUUAACUUAUCGAUGUAAAUCACGCAGCACAGGUCACUAACAAUUAGAUGAGGGUGUUAGAAGACCAAGUGGAGUGAUUAGUUGGUGACUAUUACCCGACAUGGUCAGAUUGACAUAUUUUGGGCUUGGAUACCUUGACAAAUAGUGUAGGUGCAUCUUUGGAAUUGGCCUUCAUCUGAGAAACUGAAGCCAGUUUUCUAUUGGGAAAGAGUUUGAGAUUUCUGAGUCAUGUAAGUUGUAGACUUGUAGAGUUGUAGGCAGGGCAUUCAGGUAGGUAUUUGGCUUGAGCCUGCCAGGGCUUUAACACUAGCUGUUCCUAGAUGAAAAAUGCUUGUAGGCAGGGAAAUUCUAAUUUACAUAGGAAUAUCGCGGUCAAUAUUUCUAUGACUCUUUAGAAGUUUCGGAACUUAUUAGUCUUCAAUGUGUGCAAGUAAAGCUUAAUUAUAUUUCCCUAAUAUUUACAAGAUCUUAUCAUUUUUUCAAUCAGACCAUAGGUGUCUGUGCCUGGUUGAGAUGUGACCAAGCAAAGCAAAGUAAUUAUUGGAUUUAUUGCUGCAACCCUGCUGAAAAUUAAGCCGUAGUGAUUAUAUGUCAGUCUUUGUUCUUGGAUUCUUCGUAUGGUUAGACUUUUUAACUGAUAUGGUCACGUCAACUCGUCUAUACAAGUGGAGGGUUGGAGCAAGAAUGAUCAAAUAUGUAAGUUGCUAUGGUAUGGUCUUGGGUUACUCUAUGUUAAAGCUGAGAGCCUGUCUAGCUCGUUGUUCAUGGUUUGCCUGCUUCUGGUAGCUGAAAUAAUGUUGGAUGAAUUAAAGGUGGUUUUUGGGUAUGAUUGAGAUGAGCAAUGAGCUUUAGAAUGGAAAGGCUUGUAACUGGAGAUUUCAUAAUAGUGGACUAGUGGGUAGUGGAUCUUUGCCAUUUUUAGAGUUGUUGCAAUAUAUUUGGGACAAAUAAAAAAUUGUUUAGUAUUUCAACUAAUUAGGAUAGAAUAGUUUUUGAUAUUUGUAACAAACAAAAGGGGACAGAUUUGACAAUUGUCUCAUUGAAACUAUGGCAAAGAGCCAAAGAUCAUUUGAAAAUAGUCAGGUUUCGGUUUUGAGAUGCUUAUAAUUUGCAAUUUAGAUGUAGAUAUGGAUAUGCAUUAUGCAGGAUGGCCAACAUCUAUUUUUGCUGUCCCAAGAUGUAAGAAGGCAUCAUGAGGGCACACAAACAGUUCAGACUGCCUAAGAAGACGAGUAAUAUUGUAGGAUGCGUCUUGUGGGUUACUUUGGAGAGACAAACUAGAUCACCUACUUACAAUUACUAUGUAGUCAUAUAGAAUAUUUGCUUUGCCUGCACCAUGCUUCCUAUCGUGGCAGUUGCUAGUUUGCUACCAUCAAAUGCAAAACUUGGAAACUAAUUCACCCCGGA